UCGCUAGAGCCGGGUAACUUCCGGUGUCACUGUGUUAUGAUUCCUACGCAGCGCAAACCCCACGUGAAGACCAGCAAUAUCUUUCUGCCUUAGUAUUUAUUAUAUUUUUCUUUCGAGAUUUAAACAAUGCAUUUAACGCAAGAGUUGGAGCUUUUUCCUGACGUCAGAGUGACUCAGCUACUUUUUAAAGAAGUGAAAAAUGCUGCAGAACUGAGACAAAGUGCCGUGGACGGGAAAAUCAAUGGAGCUUUGAUCAACCCCACAAUGCUCGUAGAUCCUUUCCAAGUCCUGGUCGCUGCCAAUAAAGCGGUUUGUUUCCAGAAAAAUGGAAAAAUGAAGACGAGAGCUCUCUCCUCUGAGAUUAUCUUUAACCUUUCGCCCACUAAUAAGAUCUCAGAUGCCUUCAAGAGGUUUGGGAUCUCAGACGGUGACGACUGCGUCAUGGUUGUCGUGGUUCAAGACAAAAGUGAGACGCCGUGUUUUGACGACAUCGUAUCCAAAGUGGACGGAUGUCAGAUUCCUGUGAAGGACAUUUCCCUGCUGUCAGAUCAUAUGAAAAUCAAAAAGUUGUAUAAAGUCACUCCCCAGGAGGAGAAGUGUGGGACUCUUCUGGAUGCAGUUGUGUCCAGAAUGGCCACCAAAGACGUCUUGUAGUGAAACUGAACCAGGAUCUGUGUUUCUUACUGAAUAAUGGUGUUUGCAGUUUUCCUUUAUUCUAUAAUAAUAUUCUGUGCUCUAUCUUUAGUACUAUUUCCUAAUAUUCCACUAAUUUGUACCGCACUCAAUCCAAAACUGUAUCUAUUUUACAAAACAAUCUGUUUC
Molecule: messenger RNA, 822 nt
Organism: Cynoglossus semilaevis (tongue sole)
Lineage: Eukaryota; Metazoa; Chordata; Actinopteri; Pleuronectiformes; Cynoglossidae
Gene: tprkb
Product: Tp53rk binding protein
Exons: 4
Coding region: 127-654 (175 amino acids)
Biological process (GO): tRNA threonylcarbamoyladenosine modification
Cellular component (GO): EKC/KEOPS complex; cytosol; nucleus
Source: RefSeq, a predicted model, not a curated record